Durio zibethinus is the source of this 1801-nucleotide messenger RNA. Its product is annotated as GATA transcription factor 11-like. Gene Ontology annotation, biological process: cell differentiation; regulation of DNA-templated transcription. The record is from RefSeq and is a predicted model, not a curated record. NCBI's taxonomy places the organism in Eukaryota, Viridiplantae, Streptophyta, Magnoliopsida, Malvales, Malvaceae. Gene Ontology annotation, molecular function: sequence-specific DNA binding; zinc ion binding. Gene Ontology annotation, cellular component: nucleus.
UCCUCCUCCAUCCCCUCAGUCAUCUCUUCAAUCUUUUAGAUCUACCCCAACACCCGUCUUUCCUUUCAAAUCCCCUAAUUAUUCCCACUUGAAAUUUUCAAUUUUAAAAACCCAUUUAAUCAUUUUCUUUUUAUUUUCCCUGCUUCCUUACUAAAUGCUAUUAAUGUGAAAUUUAUUAAAAGAGUUGGUGUUAAUAACAUUUCCAAAAUUUAAUCUUUGCUGACAGAUAGCGGUGAUUAAAAGGGAAACCGCAUAGCCACCUCCAUGUGCGCCUCCUCAUAUUAACCUUUACUCUCCCUUUCUUUUCACAAAAUCCCUAACACAAACAGACACUCUUUUCUCUCUUAUUUAUCUUCCUCAUUUUCCUCUGAUCCAAACAAUGCCUCUCCUUCUAUCUUCUCCUUGAACCCAGAAAGAUUAAGAAAAGUGAAAAAUAAGAAAAGAAAAUAUGAAUAAUUCUUGGUUUGACAAAAGCUUCGAUGGGGUCAGCGAUGAUUUUUUUGAUGACGUGAUAAAGUACUUGGAUUUCCCAUUGGAAAGUGAUGAAGGGACUGAUGGUGGUGGUAGUGGCGGAGAAGGUGUUACAAAAGAUUUUCAUUUGCCUCUUGAUGACGUGGAAGAGAACAAUGGUGGUGGUGGUGGUGAUGAUGAUGGUGAUGGUGAAGAGUGGGAUUGUAACUUCCAAAACUUAGAGCCACCGCCUGCUAAUGUUUUGGCCGGUUUGUCUUCCGGAUUUUAUGGCGAUUUUUUCAAUGAUAGUUUGGCCAAAAAUCAUACUGUUUCAUGUGAUGGAUCCUCUCAGCUAAACCAGCAGUCAAGCACUACCAAAGCAUCCUCCAGCAGAAGCAUUACCCUACACAGCGAGGCUGCCGAUAUCAAAGGUUCAAUCCGGUUCCAGACCUCCAGUCCAGUAUCUGUACUUGAAAGCAGUAGCUCUUGCUCAGCUGCAAAUGCCACACCUGUUAACCCUAAACUCAGUUUCCUGGUGAAGCGCAGUCGAAGCAACCGCAGACGAGCAUCUACCUUUAACCUGCAGUUUGCAGUGUCUUUCUUAUCCUCCACCUCCUCUACCUCAAGAGGAUCUAAUUCUCUGGUUGGUUCUGAAUCUGAAUCAGAAAGCUUUCUUACCGACAAACCUGCAAAAAAGAGACAGAAGAAGAAAAAGAACCUGACAUUGCUUUCAGGUUCCACUGAGAUCAAUAAAUCCACCUCCCAACAGCCUAUUAUUGUUAGGAGAUGUAUGCACUGUGAAGUUACAAAAACUCCACAAUGGAGAGCGGGGCCGAUGGGACCAAAGACCCUCUGUAAUGCAUGUGGAGUUCGCUACCGGUCUGGCCGCCUCCUCCCAGAGUAUCGUCCGGCUGCAAGUCCUACAUUUGUUCCAUCAUUGCACUCCAACUCUCAUAAGAAGGUUGUAGAGAUGAGAAAAAUAGGCAAGCUGCUGAUGGCUGUGAGACCAUCCAUGUUGUCAAACCCACCAGAAAAGUCAUUUGGAUAGCAACUGCAUUGAUAAUUAUUAGUUCAGAAAGCUUCAAUAGCCAGUAGGGAGUUUCCAUGUUCUGUAUCUUAUAUUAAUUUUUCCCCCUUAUUCUCAGUGUGUACAUUGAUGGAAUGAGUAGGAACUUAGAUGACAUGUUUUGCAGGAAAGACAGGCAGGAAAUAGGCAGAAAAUAUCUCAGUGAGUGAAGUAGAGCAUGGAGGGUGGAUUUUCAAAUUAGGUUUAGUGAUGCUUAUGCCAUUUAGAGUUGCUUAACAUGUUUGACAGUAUCAGGUCCCACCCGAUUCAUUUAUUCUUCUUAAA